GAAACUUCCUGUAAAUUACAUUUGUCAAGCUCCUUCUCAGUGGUUCUUCAUUUGAGUCCAUACACUCACACACGCAAGGACACACCGUAACAGCAAACAGGCAACAUCGACAAAUAUCAUUUCAGGUAAACUCCAAAACCUUUGCUAGAAUGUCCAGCCAGGUGAUCUCAGUUGACAACGCUACAGUCGUCAUCCAAAUUAAUCCACAGAUAGGCCAAGAAAGUGCUGAAGGACAAGAUAAGAGAGGAACUUACAAUGCACCCCUCCAAAGGUUUCUUAAAGUACAACCAAAGUCACUUGGGAUUGUGCAGAUUAUGAUCGGAGUAGUGACCCUGCUGACUGGUAUUGUGCUCGCCAUUAAUAUCCAACAUUUUCUUUUAACUGUCAUCAGUGGCAUAAACUUCUGGGGAUCCUUCAUUUACAUCAGUGCUGGUUCUCUGUCUGUUGCUGCAGAAAAUAAACUCCAUUCAUGUGUGGUAAAAGCUUCGCUUGGAAUGAAUGUGGUCAGUGCCAUAACAGCAGGUGUAGCUAUUAUUCUGAUGUCCAUACAACUGCCACUUUUGGAAUAUUGUGGAUAUUACAGAGUAUAUGAUAUGUAUUCAUGUUCAGAUAUUCAGGUUUUAGGUCGUGGGAUCGUUGGAAUAUUACUGAUGUUCUCCAUCCUUCAGUUCAUCCUCUCCAUCUGCAUCUCAAGUUUUGCCUGCAAAGCCACCUGUGAUACAAACUAUUCAGUGGCCAACGUUUCAUUACACCAGAGGGUUUCAGAGAAAGAAACAUCUCCACUUAACAUGCCGCAACCACCAAGGGGAUAUUGAAAGAAUGGAAAGAAAAUACUUUUUAAAAAGAUCAUAUUUAAAAAAAAUAACAAAGAUGAUGUAUAAAAAGUAUAAAAAGUAAAUGGUCUUUAUGGCACGUGGUUCUAAUUAACAAAGUAAUAAUAACUCUAUAAUAAGUCAAUCCACAGAGAUCCUAUGAGGUCCAAAACUUUUAAAGAUUUCAUUUAACAUACAAACACGUAUUAUCAUGUUUUUGUUUUCUUGUUGAUCACUCAUUCUGAAGAGUCAGGACAAAAUAUUUCCUACAUAGAAAAGUCAUAUUUACGUAAAAAUGUAUGAUAAAUAAAAUGCAUCCAUUUAAAUAUAAUGGUCCUUUGUAAAUCCAUGUUAAUAAUGUUUUUAUAUAUCUUUUAGUUGUAAUUGAAUAUGUCAAAAAAAUGUAUGUUAGUUAGAAAGUAUAUGGAGUUCAGGAUCAAAACUACAACUGCAUCUGACAUGUUUUCUUGUAUUGUUUAUCAGGCUCUUGUGUUUAGUUUCAGUCAUUUCACUUUUGUGCCAUUGAAAAGGUUAAUAGUCAAUAAUUUAAUUGCCUUAUUUUCACAAUGUCACUUUUGUCAUUUCAUUGCAAUUUAACAAAUUUGACUGUCUUUAACUGCAAAACCCUUGCAUAAAUGCAUGCAAGCUGUUAUGGGAAAAACUUUCACUUCCAUGUCUUUGGACAAGACAAUUGCAAAAUCACUAAAGAUGCAACCUUGAAACAUUGCAAAUGAUGAAAGUCAGUGAAAAAAUAAAGAAACUGAACCACA
This is a messenger RNA of Paramisgurnus dabryanus, 1582 nucleotides long. Its product is annotated as membrane-spanning 4-domains subfamily A member 12-like. Lineage: Eukaryota; Metazoa; Chordata; Actinopteri; Cypriniformes; Cobitidae. Gene Ontology annotation, cellular component: membrane. The record is from RefSeq and is a predicted model, not a curated record.